This is a messenger RNA of Uncinocarpus reesii 1704, 4929 nucleotides long. RefSeq names its product GTP-binding protein. The coding region runs from base 1 to 4929 and encodes 1642 amino acids. Gene Ontology annotation, biological process: maturation of SSU-rRNA from tricistronic rRNA transcript (SSU-rRNA, 5.8S rRNA, LSU-rRNA); ribosome biogenesis; endonucleolytic cleavage of tricistronic rRNA transcript (SSU-rRNA, 5.8S rRNA, LSU-rRNA). Gene Ontology annotation, cellular component: nucleus; 90S preribosome. Gene Ontology annotation, molecular function: GTP binding; GTPase activity; U3 snoRNA binding. Lineage: Eukaryota; Fungi; Ascomycota; Eurotiomycetes; Onygenales; Onygenaceae. The record is from RefSeq and is a predicted model, not a curated record. The transcript has 10 exons.
AUGUUCGUUACGAGGAUUUUCUUUCUCUGCGUUCUGCAAUUCGUUGCAGUGGUUCUCGCUGUUGAUCCUGAGGCUGUCUACAAUGGAGGAUUCUCUUCCAAAACCUCGCCCAUAAAGUUGAAGAUUGGCAAUGGAGGAGCAGGGCAAAGCGGUCUGGUAGAGGCUCUCGCCAAUGCUUUCAUCAAACACAAGGUGGAGGGCAAAUCAGACCCGUUCAAAGUCGCUUGGUACAAGAGCGACACCACUGUGUCCAUCAACUAUCUUGAAGACGGCAUCAUCGAUGUUGGCAUCACCUACAGCCCCGUGGCCGAGAACGUCUCAAUCGAGCAAGGAAUCUCCGAGUCGCCGAGCUACUAUGCAUUCCGAGAUCAUUUCAUGCUCAUAGGACCCCCCUCGAACCCGGCAAAUCUCAAAAAGAGUAGUGGAAUCAGCAGUAUGUUUGCUCAGAUGCACGCCGCUGCCGAGGCCGCAAAGUCUGAACUGCCCGUUCGAUUUCUGAGCCGUUAUGAUAAAUCGGCCACGAAUAUCAAGGAGGCGGCGCUGUGGAUUAGUAUUGGACAGGUGCCUUGGGCGACCGCUUACUCCACCUGGUAUCACCAGUACAUCAACUUUCCCAUCCAAGCUCUCACCGCCGCUAUUCUGCUCAAGGAGUACACCAUCACCGAUUUUGGCACAUAUCUCUCCAUCCCGCGUGCCCUCCGGGACCAAAUGGUCAUCUAUAAGAAGAGUACCGACGACGCGGACGAUCCGUUGCUGAAUCCUGCCCACCUGUUGAUCGGCAAACGGGCGGAAAAUGGUGACAUGGCAAAGGAAUUUGCCAAAUGGUUGGUUAGCAAGGAUGGCGGACAGGAGGUUAUUGUGAAUUUCAAAAAGGAAGACAUUGGACAUUGUAUCCGGUUGUCCGUGGGCAGUAUUGUUGAAAGAAAAGAUAUCUUCCCCUGCCGGAAAAGCCAAGUCAAAGUUGACUACCAGACUGUAUCAACCCAUCAAUUCAAAGAUCGAAGGGAUUUCCUACAAUCCCACCAUCUUCGCGUCAGGCUCUCGAGGGGGCAUCGUGAUGCCGUGCAUGCCCUUAUAAUUGGACGGUUCCGGCGACUUCCAUCCGUCCAAAAUAUUCGAGUCCGUCAGCGUAUAAACUUCGACCCCCAAAGGUCGUGUAGUAGCAUGCAUUUCACCGCUUCCAUCCCAUCCCCAAUUGGACAGCAAAUUGAUAUAGGGAUCACAGCGGGUGCCCAGGCAAUCGUGCACUCUGCCACCGAACUCGUCCACUCCAUAACCCGCCAACGAAUCACCCGUGAUCGUGAGGAGGGGCCGCAUAAAGGGCAGGCAGGACCAGAGGCGGUCAUGCACCGAGACGUGGCUCUGAUGGAUCUGCCGGGUUCGAGUGGCCCAGAACCUCUCGCGGGGGUUAUGCAAGUUCCAGAUAUUGAAAUCGCCCACCUGCGGUCCCGCCGGAGUGGUGAUUCGGCAGAUCUGUCCGGCGCGGACCGUCCAGGCAUGCCCGGCGCGUGGACGGAUGGUGGCAGAGUAUUCGAGGACCCGUCCGCCUGGUUUAUCGGCCGUUUCAGCUAUGCGAUUUCAGCCAGAAUCGAGCUCGGAAUUUUUUGGCGCAAAAAGACGAAAGACGACGGCGACGAGGGUGAACGGCAGCUAUCACUGCUCCUGCGCCGAACGGGUCGUUACAUGAUGGAGGAUCAGGCAAAUAAGCCCCAUCGAAAGUCGAAGGACAAGGGCAAAAAGGCCAAAGACAAGAGUGGCACGAAUGUGAAGGCUUUCGCUGUUUCACGCCCCGGCCGUUCGCAAAGGCAGGCAGCUAGGUCCCAUGAUGUCAAGGAAAAGCGACUCCAUGUCCCCCUCGUGGACCGCCUUCCCGAGGAGGCACCUCCGAUCAUUGUUGCGGUAGUGGGACCUCCGGGUGUCGGAAAAACGACCCUGAUCAAAUCUUUAAUCAAGCGCUACUCGAAGCAUACGCUUAGCUCCCCUAUCGGGCCGCUCACCGUCGUAACAUCGAAGCGAAGAAGACUCACCUUCUUGGAGUGCCCGUCGGAUUCGCUGGCAAGCAUGAUUGACGUUGCGAAAAUCGCGGAUAUCGUGCUACUCAUGAUCGACGGCAAUUUCGGUUUCGAGAUGGAAACAAUGGAGUUCCUAAACGCCCUAUCGGCUAGUGGGAUGCCGGGAAAUGUGUUUGGGAUUCUCACCCAUCUGGAUCUAUUCAAGAAGCAAAGCACUUUACAACAAACGAAAAAACGACUAAAGCACAGAUUUUGGAGCGAGCUAUACCAGGGAGCGAAACUCUUCUACCUAUCCGGCGUUAUCAACGGACGAUAUCCUGACCGUGAGAUUCAUAAUCUAUCCAGAUUCUUAUCCGUGAUGAAGAAUCCUCGCCCCUUGAUCUGGAGAAAUUCGCAUCCGUACUGUCUAGCAGAUCGAUUCUUGGAUAUCACUGCGCCGACCGCAAUUGAAGAAAAUUCAAAAUGCGAUAGGACCAUUGCACUCUACGGGUAUUUACGUGGUACGAACUUCCCAGCAAUUGGCGCCAGAGUACACGUUCCCGGCGUAGGAGAUUUGAGUGUGUCUUCGAUCGAGGCACUGCCAGAUCCAUGCCCGACGCCGCACAUGGACCAGGCAAUUGCCAAGGCAACAGGUAAAUCUGGUCGAAAGAGAUUAGGUGAACAACAGAAGUUGCUUUUCGCGCCAAUGUCCGAUGUCGGCGGAGUCUUAGUCGAUAAAGAUGCUGUGUAUAUCGAUGUCAAGACUGCUACGUUUAAUAAAGAGGAAGACGACGAGGAUGAAGAGAGAGGCCUUGGGGAGCAAUUGGUUAUAGGUUUGCAAGGGGAACGCAAACUCCUUGGCGAGACAGUCGCUGGCGUGAGACUUUUUAGAGACGCGGACGCUUUAAUAGACGGGGGCGAUGAGAAGGGCAGGAAAGAAAGAAGAAAAGAAUCGGUUUAUGAAUGGGAUUAUGAUGACGACGAUGAUGGGGCUUUGCAAUGGAAAGAAAACUUGGCGGCUCAUGCAAAGGACCCUAUUCAAAAAACCGGGCAUAUCGCAUUGCUGAACUUACCCCGGAUGCUCUAUGAUGAUUCAGUACCUCCGGAGGAUGUUGCAAGAAGAUGGCGUGGGGACGAUUCCCCAUCUGCUGACGAGCAGACUGAGGAAGAUGCGGAUGACUUUUUCAAGAAAACGAAUACUGAGAAGCAAGACGUCGAUGACCGAACCAUACCUGAGUUUGAUUACGAGCAACUUGAGGAGAAGUGGCAAGCCGAGGACAAUCUAAAGUCAUUACGGCAGCGAUUUGCUAGCGUCAAGAUAUCCAAGCAUGCCUCGGACGGUGAUGAGAGUUAUGACGAAGAUGAAGAGGGUGGUAGCGACUCUGAGGGAGAUGGAGCUUUCGAAGAUCUCGAGACCGGAGAAGUCGUCACCGCGAAACAAACGAGUGAUGAUGAAGCAGAUGAAGAAGAAGGAGAUGAGGCUGAAGACCUCGAAAAGGAACGCGAGAAGAAUGCGCGGAGAAAGGAAGAACUUAAGCUUCGAUUCGAGGAAGAAGACAGGGAGGGAUUUGCUAAUGCGAAAAGUGGCACGCGCGCAGCCGGAGAGGAAGACCAAUUCGGCGAAGACGAGUGGUACGAUGCGCAGAAAGCAGCACUUCAAAAACAGCAAGACAUCAAUCGAGCCGAGUUUGAUAAUCUGGAUGCUCUUUCCAGAGCAAGAGCUGAAGGAUAUAAAGCCGGGACAUAUGCACGGAUUGUGCUAGAGAAUGUUCCCUGCGAAUUUUCCACGAGGUUUAACCCACGCUUCCCUGUCAUUGUGGGUGGGUUGGCACCCACAGAAGAUCGAUAUGGGUUCGUGCAAGUGAGGAUCAAAAGGCAUCGCUGGCACAAGAAGAUCCUCAAGACUAACGAUCCGCUAAUUUUCUCGCUGGGAUGGCGACGAUUCCAAACCAUGCCUAUAUACAGCAUAUCCGAUUCUCGGACGCGAAACCGGAUGCUGAAAUAUACACCGGAGCACAUGCACUGCUUCGGGACCUUUUAUGGGCCCCUCGUGGCUCCAAACACUGGCUUCUGUUGCGUCCAGUCCUUCUCGAAUAAAAACCCGGGGUUCAGAAUAGCCGCGACCGGAGUGGUACUGAGUGUUGACGAAGGGUCUGAGAUCGUGAAGAAGCUCAAACUUACAGGUCACCCAUAUAAAAUCUUCCGAAACACGGCAUUUAUCAAAGACAUGUUCAACUCAGCCCUAGAAAUUGCCAAAUUUGAAGGUGCAGCAAUCCGCACGGUCUCCGGAAUUCGAGGCCAGAUUAAGCGUGCACUCAGCAAGCCAGAAGGCCACUUCCGUGCGACAUUUGAGGAUAAGAUCCUCAUGAGCGACAUUGUUUUCCUCCGCACUUGGUAUCCUAUCAAACCGACCCGGUUCUAUAAUCCAGUCACCAAUCUCCUAGACAUAGAAGACGAACAAGGCCAGGGCGGGUGGAAAGCCAUGCGUUUAACGGGCGAAGUGCGGCGAGACCAGGGCAUCCCGACCCCCCUCCAAAAGGACUCGGCAUACCGCCCUGUCGACCGUCCGACGAGGCACUUCAACCCUCUGCGUGUUCCAAGGCAGCUUGCCGCAGAUUUACCUUUCAAGUCACAAAUUGUGCAGAUGCGACCCCGCAAGAAGGAGACAUACAUGCAGAAACGAGCUGUGGUUCUCGGUGGUGAAGAGAAAAAGGCUCGAGAUUUACUGCAGAAGCUGACUACAUUGCGGAAUGAAAAAGUGGCCAAGAGACAGGCAGCGCAGGAAGAGCGGAGGAAGGUGUAUCGUGCUAGAAUGGCGGAUAAUUUGGAAAAGAAGGCAGCGAGAGAGAAGAGGGAGAAGGACGAGUAUUGGAGCCGAGAGGGUAAGAAGCGAAAGAACGACGGUGGUGAUGGAGGCGGCGGGAAGAAACGGAGAUGA